CCAUCACGUCACACGUCUCCUCCUGAAAAGCGGCCGUCCCGCGGCCCGCCGAGCUCACAAGCGCUUUGCUCAUCUUCAUCCGCUCUUCGUCUUCAGCAGCUGUGCCUUGCUCAUGGGAUUUGGGGAAAGAGAUAACGACAUGGCUCAUCACAAUCAUGAGAUGAGUGUGGUGCUGAGGGUCUCGCACCUCCCUCUGGUGCGCUCGGCGCUGGAGUUGGUGACCUCGAUGUACUCGGAGGCCAAAGGUCGCUACCCUCUGCUGAGCUUGGUUGGAGGCGUGGCCGAGGUGGGCGUCCAAAAUGCCUCCAAGGUGGCCUUGAGCGGAGCCACGCCCCUCGUGCAGACCCUCAGGCCUCAGAUCGAGGCGGCGAACAGUUUUGCUCUGGUGGGUCUGGACCAGCUGGAGAGGACCUUUCCCAUCCUUAACCAGUCCACCGACGAGGUGGUGGGUCACCUGAAGGAUGCCUUCUUCCUGACGCUGGAUGACAUGCAGCUGUGGAUGGUGGAUGGAUUGGACGGCGCGUUGGACCAGAUGGAGCGUCUGUCUAACUCCGCCUGGAUGGCGGUGCGGCAGGUGCAGGAGUCGCAGGUGGGACGCGCCGCCUCGUCGGGUCUGGAUGACUUGCUCAGCCGCCUGGAGGACGCCACCGCCUACUACAUGCCGCUGCCUCCCACGCUCCGUCGCGAGUGGGAGAUGCGGGUUCAGGAGUAUGAGGACGAAGAUGACGACGAGGAGCCCAGCGUCUGGACCCGCGUCCGUAGCCUCCUACUCUCCAUAAGCCUGCAGCUUUACCACCGCAUGGCUAAGGUCCAAGAACAGCUGGAGGACGCCACCGGAGCCCUGGGGGACGCCGUCCAAGCGGUGGGACUGGGGACUGUGCUGGAAGUGCUGGGGGAGUUGCUGCAGUACUUGCAGAGGCUGCUCGUGGCCCUUGUGUACCGCACAGAGAUGCUAAGGCAGCUGACCCUGGGCCGCGUUCGCGAGCAGGCUGUCGUGUUAGCGGAGCUUCGUCCGGUGCAGCAGAUCCGAGAGCUCCCGCUUCAGGUCCGCCACCUCCUGGAGGAUCUUCAGAAGCUCUCCAGGAUUCUCCUCCAGCUCGUCAUCAACACCACGCCACUGUACGACUUGCUCCAGCAGCCGUCCAACAAAGAGGUGGAGGAUUUCCUGAACCAGGAGGACUUCCGUGCGGACAGCUCGUCCCGCCGCAGCUCAGCCAACAGUCUGUUCCUGAAAGCCAUGGACGGACGUCCUCGCCGGCGCAAGAGUCUUUUCUCCAGAGCCGCCCGCAGUCCAGGCCCGGAUGCCGCCGCCGUUGCCCCUGCGGCCGCCUCCGGCCAGCGCUCCAGCCUGAAGCAGGACGCGGAGGCGGACGGCUCCCCCGUCCUUUCCGAUAGCGCCGCCCAACGCCGUCCCUCCGCCGCCGAGCUCAUCCUUUCGCCGCUCAAGCAGUUUGUGUCGCAGAGCCAAAAGGCCUUCGAGUACCUCAACCCCAACUCGGUGGAAGAGCCCAUCAACAGCGCCACCGACUGAUGAGCGCCACCCCGUCCACGCCACAGCACGGUGCCGCCGCUUCCCCCGUGCCUCCCCUGC
This is a messenger RNA of Hippocampus zosterae (dwarf seahorse), 1591 nucleotides long. It is a transcript of the gene plin6, whose product is annotated as perilipin 6. The transcript has 8 exons. Lineage: Eukaryota; Metazoa; Chordata; Actinopteri; Syngnathiformes; Syngnathidae. The coding region runs from base 113 to 1531 and encodes 472 amino acids. Gene Ontology annotation, cellular component: lipid droplet; cytosol. The record is from RefSeq and is a predicted model, not a curated record. Gene Ontology annotation, biological process: lipid storage; positive regulation of triglyceride storage.